Trichosporon asahii var. asahii CBS 2479 is the source of this 2262-nucleotide messenger RNA. RefSeq names its product proline-tRNA ligase. The record is from RefSeq and is a predicted model, not a curated record. The coding region runs from base 1 to 2262 and encodes 753 amino acids. NCBI's taxonomy places the organism in Eukaryota, Fungi, Basidiomycota, Tremellomycetes, Trichosporonales, Trichosporonaceae. Gene Ontology annotation, cellular component: cytoplasm; aminoacyl-tRNA synthetase multienzyme complex. Gene Ontology annotation, molecular function: aminoacyl-tRNA deacylase activity; ATP binding; proline-tRNA ligase activity. The transcript is spliced from 3 exons. Gene Ontology annotation, biological process: prolyl-tRNA aminoacylation.
AUGCUCUCACGCCCGUUCGCGGCAUUCAUUAAAGCAGCUCGAACUCCUACUUUACAGGCUCCGACCGCCUCGCUACUCGCACGCCGCACUUACUCAACCCCCAAGAAGCUUCGCGUCCCGUAUCCAGCUAUGGCGGCCGUUUCCGACCAGGAGAUCAUCUCGAGGCUAGGCAAGCUUAACAUCGCCGCCCCCGAGGUCCACAAGCACGCCGCCGUUCAGGGUGGUGCCGAGUGGCGCGCCGAGCUUGACAAGAUCGGCCAGAAGGGUGUUCAGCUCACCAAGACUCUCCUCUUCAAGCCCAAGACCGCGAAGUCUGCCGAGCCCACUCCCGUUCUCGUUGUCGCCAAGGACGACACCGAGACCUCGUCUGGCCCUCUCGGAGCUCUCCUCAAGCUCAAGGACCUCCGUCUCGCCGCCGCGGACCUCAUCAAGCAGGUCAUCCCCUCUGCCGAGUCCAAGGACGACGUUUCCGCCCUCCCCCUUCCUUCCCCCGUCCCCUCCACCCUCUUCAUCGUCCUUGACAAGGCCGUUGCCUCGUCGUCGGACCUUUUCGCCCUCCACCUUACCACCUCCGCCUCGACCGUUUUCCUGAAGGGAACCGACGUCAAGGCUUACCUCGAGUCCAUCGCUCCCUCGCCUGAGGCGGUCCGUGUCGUUGACUUUGCUGAGCUCAAGGCCAACGCCCCUGCUCCCCAGGCCAAGGCUGCCCCCAAGGCUGCUGCCAAGGAGCAGCCCAAGAAGGCCGCCAAGGACGACGACCUCUACGAGAUGGCUAUUCAGCACAAGAAGGAGGAGGACUUCCCCGGAUGGUACACCGACGUUGUCGUCAAGGGUCAGCUGAUUGACUACUACGACAUCUCGGGAUGCUACAUCCUCCGCCCCGCCUCGUACACCAUCUGGCAGACUAUUCAGGAGUUCUUCGACGGCCGCAUCAAGAAGCUCGGCGUCCAGGACUGCUACUUCCCCAUGUUCGUCUCGCAGGCCCGUCUUGAGCGCGAGAAGGACCACAUCGAGGGCUUCGCCCCUGAGGUCGCUUGGGUCACCAAGGCCGGAAAAUCUGACCUCGAGGAGCACAUUGCUAUCCGUCCUACCUCGGAGACCGUCAUGUACCCCUACUACGCCAAGUGGAUCAAGUCGCACCGUGACCUUCCCCUCAAGCUGAACCAGUGGAACUCGGUCGUCCGUUGGGAGUUCAAGAACCCACAGCCCUUCCUGCGUACGCGUGAGUUCCUGUGGCAGGAGGGCCACACCGCGUUCCUCACCAAGGCCGAGGCCGACAAGGAGGUCACCGACAUUCUUGACCUUUACCGCCAGGUCUACGAGGACUACCUCGCCGUCCCCGUCAUCCCCGGUGUCAAGUCGGAGAACGAGAAGUUCGCUGGUGCCGACUACACCACCACCGUUGAGGGCUUCAUCCCCACCACUGGACGUGGUAUCCAGGGUGGAACGUCGCACCACCUCGGCCAGAACUUCUCCAAGAUGUUCGAGAUCAACGUCGAGGACCCCAAGGCUACCCAGGCCGACCGUGAGGCCGGCAAGGACACCAAGGUCAACGUCUACCAGAACUCGUGGGGUCUCUCCACCCGUACCAUCGGUGUCAUGGUCAUGACCCACGGUGACGACCAGGGUCUCGUCUUCCCUCCUAAGGUCGCUCUCACCCAGGUUGUUGUCGUCCCCGUCGGUCUCUCGAAGGGCGAGGGCAAGAACCAGCCCAUCUACGACGCGUGCCAGAAGCUCGCCGACGAGCUCUCUGCCGCCGGUAUCCGCGCCACCGCUGACCUCCGUGAGGGCUACACCCCUGGCUGGAAGUUCAACGACUGGGAGAUGCGUGGUGUUCCCCUUCGUCUCGAGCUCGGCCCCCGCGACAUUGCCGCCGGCACCACGCUCGCCGUCCGCCGUUACGACAACUUCAAGGAGUCGUACCCCCUCGAGGGCAUCGCCAAGACGGUCGAGGGCAAGCUCGAGGACAUCCAGAAGGCGCUCUUCGACCGCGCGCUCGACAAGUUCAACGCCUCGGUCCGCCCCGUCACCCAGUGGAAGGACAUUGUCCCCACCCUCGACGCCAAGUGCGCCGUCGUCAUCCCCCUGGAGGCCAUGAAGGGCCAGGACGAGGACUCCAAGGCCCCCUCGGCCGGCGCCAAGUCGCUCUGUAUCCCCUUCGACCAGGACCGCUUCGGCAAGUUCCCCGAGGGAGAGAACCAGAAGUGUGCCCAGUGUGACAAGAAGGCCAAGCGCUGGGCCCUCUUCGGCCGCUCCUACUAA